This is a messenger RNA of Caenorhabditis remanei, 255 nucleotides long. RefSeq lists its product as uncharacterized. Lineage: Eukaryota; Metazoa; Nematoda; Chromadorea; Rhabditida; Rhabditidae. The coding region runs from base 1 to 255 and encodes 84 amino acids. The transcript has a single exon. The record is from RefSeq and is a predicted model, not a curated record.
AUGGAAAAGCCCGACACCAGCACUUCAUUGACAACGACUGAAUUGAGUGAAUCCACACAUGAGGACAUAACACCACCAACUACACUGAUCGAUGCUCAACGGUUCUCAUCAUUCCACAGACUUCUGAGAACCAUCAUGGUAGUUUUACAUUUCAUUACCAAACGCCGAAUUGCACUACAUCUCCACGCCACAAUAGCACGAGAAGUGUUGUACCAGACUGCUCAAACAAUGCACCUUCCAACUGAAGCUUGCUAA